This is a messenger RNA of Striga hermonthica, 1914 nucleotides long. The record is from the annotation of a GenBank genome assembly. Lineage: Eukaryota; Viridiplantae; Streptophyta; Magnoliopsida; Lamiales; Orobanchaceae.
AUGAUACAACGGCAUCUUAAGAACACCAUCGCUCGCCUCAUACACGCCUCCCAUGGCAUUCAACUCCUCCAUCAAAUCCACUCCCAAAUCCUAACCUCCCCGAACCUUUCCUCCCACCACCGAUCUUUCCUCGUCUCCCGCCUCCUUCUCCAGCUGUCCGCCGCCGCGUCCUCACCGCUCUCCCUCCCUUAUGCCGCCAGGAUCUUCGCCCUUAUCCCCAACCCUUCCCUCUUCGCCUACAAUGCCAUCAUCCGUGCAAGUGCCACAAAGUCAAGCGGCCGCCAGUGCUUCAUCCUUUACAGAUCCCUGCUCCGUGGGGGCCUGCUACCCGACUCCAUUACCCUCCCCUUCGUGCUCAAAGAAUGCUCCAAGAGGGCCGAUAUGUCCUCGGGCCGCGCCCUCCACGCCCACUCCUUCGGCCUCGGAUACGAAUCCAAUGUCUACGUUCAGAAUUCUCUGAUAGCCCUCUUUUUGAGAGGCGGGGAGCUUGACUCGGCUGUGGAACUGUUUCGAGAGAUGGAAGGUAAGAACAUCAUCACCUGGAACUCCGUCAUAACAGGCCUGGCUCAGGGCGGGCGUCCGAGGGAGGCCCUCGACAUUUUCCGCGAAAUGCAAGAGAAAGGGAUUCCUGAUAAGGACGUGUUGGCGUGGACGGCCGUGAUCUCGGUUCUGGCGCUCAACGGGCUUGGGCACGAGGCGCUUGGGGUGUUUGCUGAGAUGGAGGGCUCUGGUGUGGGGCCCAAUGCUGUGACAUUUGUGGCCUUGCUGUCGGCAUGCGUCCACUGUGGGCUCGUGGAUGGGGCCCGGCGGUGCUUCGACCGGAUGAAGCGGGCCUACGGUAUCAGACCGGGUCGGGAGCACUAUGCUUGCAUGGUGGAUGUGUUGGGUCGAGCUGGGCUUUUCUCCGAGGCGGAGGAACUCAUCGGGAGCAUGGCGGAGGAGCCUGAUGUGUACGUGUGGGGGGCGUUGCUCGGGGGCUGCCGGCUGCACGGGAAUGUGGGGCUGGGGGAGAGGGUGGCUCAGAAACUGAUCGAGUUGGAGCCUGAGAACCAUGCUUUUUACGUGCUUCUGUGUGAUCUUUAUGCGAAGUGCGGGAGGUUUGGGGAUCGGGAGAGGGUUAGGGGUUUGAUGAGGGAGCGGGAUGUAUGGAAGACUGUGCCCGGGUCGAGUGUGAUAGAGGUGGGUGGGGUCGUGCACGAGUUCUCGGUGGGGAUGUCCGGUGAGGAUUUGGAGGGUGUGUUGAUGGCGUUGAGUAGUGAGAUGAAGAUGGAAACUGAGCUGCCUAUUCCUUGGGUAAUUCAUGGAGAAGAUACCGCUAUACAAUUACAACCCGUUUUUGCUCAAUGGAUACAAAAUACCCAUGCUUUAGCCCCCAGCGCAACGGCUCCUGGUGCAAUGUCAAGCACCGGUUUAACCUGGGGUAGUGGUGAUUUAGUAGCAGUGGGCGGCAAGGUGGCUUUGUUACCUAUUCCAUUAGGAACCGCGGAUUUUUUGGUACAUCAUAUCCAUGCAUUUACGAUUCAUGUCACAAUUUUGAUACUCCUGAAAGGUGUUCUAUUUGCUCGUUGCUCACGUUUGAUACCGGAUAAAGCAAAUCUUGGUUUUCGUUUUCCUUGUGAUGGACCUGGAAGAGGUGCUUCAGAUUCGUUCAUCAUCACCGUCGACCGCACUCCAACAGCGGAUAGCCAUUGCUUGCAACCCAGCGUGUCCUUCUGGAUAGACUACCAUCAAUUCGACCUUGUCCACUUCUUUGUGGCAUCAAAGACGGAGAACAACAUCAGAUCUGCAAAUUUAAAUCAACCCUCUUCUUCGUGGUUGAUGGCCUGCCACUCGCAACCCACCGUCGCUGGUCGCCGAGACACACAUAAUCAGUAUGUGGUCCAUUUGUCAUGGUUUUAUAGAGUGCGGAUCUAG